Penicillium manginii is the source of this 1542-nucleotide messenger RNA. RefSeq names its product carboxylic acid transport protein. Gene Ontology annotation, biological process: carboxylic acid transport; transmembrane transport. The transcript is spliced from 5 exons. Lineage: Eukaryota; Fungi; Ascomycota; Eurotiomycetes; Eurotiales; Aspergillaceae. Gene Ontology annotation, molecular function: carboxylic acid transmembrane transporter activity. The record is from RefSeq and is a predicted model, not a curated record. The coding region runs from base 1 to 1542 and encodes 513 amino acids. Gene Ontology annotation, cellular component: plasma membrane.
AUGGCUUCCAACGAAGUGGCAGAGCCCAUUGCGAAGGGGAUUAUUCCUACCGCUCGGCAGGCAUUUGGAGAUUUGUUCAUCUGGAAACAGCGUGUGGAAGUCACCAAUGAAUAUGGCGAGACUCGUACAGAAUGGCAGGCACCGGAGCCCAUUCGCAACCCAAUCAGCUUGAUGAUGCAGCUCUCGGCCCGGGACUGGCUUUUCUUUCUCAUGGGGUUCACAGCGUGGACUGCUGAUGCCUUUGACUUCCAUGCCCUGUCUAUCCAACAAAAGAAACUGUCUGACUACUAUGGCCGUUCGAAGACAGAGAUCUCGACUGCUAUAACACUAACCCUUCUUCUGAGGAGUGUGGGUGCCGCAUUUUUUGGACUUGCUGGAGAUAAAUAUGGUCGCAAGUGGCCGAUGGUUCUUAACAUGAUCAUUCUUGGAGUAUUGCAAAUCGCAACGAUCUAUAGUCACACUUUCCAGCAGUUCCUGGCAGUCCGAAGUCUAUUUGGCCUUUUUAUGGGUGGUGUGUAUGGAAAUGCUAUUGCGAUGUCCCUGGAGCAUUGUCCUGUGAACGCCAGAGGUCUCAUGUCGGGCAUUCUUCAGCAAGGGUACUCCUUCGGUUAUGUGCUUGCAGCAUGUGCCAAUCUCGGUGUAGGUGGGAGUACCGAUAGUUGGAAGACUGUAUUUUGGGCGGCGGCUGGGCUUUCCAUCGGCGUCGGUCUCAUUCGCAUUCUGUUCCCCGAAUCCCAGCAAUUCCUCGAGGCCAAAAAAGCAGGCAAACGGACGAUGACGGCGGCAGAGUUCUCCAAGGAGACUCGAACUAUGCUGGCCAAACAGUGGAAGCUUUGCAUUUACUGUGUCAUUUUGAUGACUUGGUUCAACUAUUAUUCGCAUACAUCCCAAGAUUCGUACACAACGUUCAUGCUCACAGAGAAAGAGCUCGACAACGCGGGUGCCUCCAGGGCUUCUAUCCUGAUGAAGACUGGAGCCUGCGUUGGUGGAACUAUUAUCGGCUACCUUUCACAAUUCGUCGGCCGUCGUCGCGCGAUGAUCGUAUCAGCUUUGAUUUCGGGCAUUCUCAUUCCUGCAUGGAUCAUGCCACAGGGUGAGCGAUCGUUAAGUGCCUCCGGUUCUUCGUCCAAGGAGCAUGGGGGGGUGAUUCCCAUCCAUCUGAAUGAGCUCUCGCCUCCCGAGUUCCGAUCCACGUUCCCUGGGUUGACCUACCAAAUCGGAAACAUGAUCAGUUCUCCAUCUGCGCAGAUUGUGAACGCUGUUGCUGAAAAGACCUGGAUCACUGCGGCAUCUGGUCACAGAGUAUCGGCUUAUGGGCCUGUAAUGGGUGUUGCAACUGCUAUAAUUGCCACAGGAAUCGCGGUGACUGCCGCUUUUGGACCCGAGAAACGUGGCCGGCGCUUUGAGAGUGCGGUGGCUGGAGUUGACGAGGUAGCUGCUACCAAGGUUGCGGAUAUUGAGACAGGCGAUCCAGAGAAGAAGAUUGGCAAUGGAAGCCAGGCGAAAGAAGAGAGAAUUGAGACUGUCAACGAGAAGUUAUGA